AUGGCGCAAGUCGUCAAGGCGUUGGGGGUGACCGAGGCCGCUGCGCUGUUGGUUGUGCCAAGGACGUGGCUCGAUGACAACGUCCGCCGAGUGACUUUCAUCCAAGUAUGCGUCGCAGGCGGUGCAUCUAUCCUAGACGUGGGCGUCGUCAGCCCGGUGAGGGUUGCGAUAGUCGUGUGGUUCCAUCUGCCUGUGGCCGUGGAUUGGAAAAUUGUUGUCAACCAUGUGGUGAGAGUCACCAAGGGCAAUGUGUCCUGGGUGGAAGUUUCGGAGCCGCCAGAGGCCGACAACCGUCCCCUGAAGCUGCUUGGGACAGCAUCACUCGGCGAAAGCAAAGUGCUUCGAGUUGCAGAGGAAAGUGGCCGAGACGAGAGAGUCAAUGUCUUGGAGGUCAAGAGGCUGCUCCAAGCGCUUUUGAACCGAGUGCUGUACCCGGGAGUCUGA
This is a messenger RNA of Ustilaginoidea virens, 444 nucleotides long. RefSeq lists its product as uncharacterized. The record is from RefSeq and is a predicted model, not a curated record. NCBI's taxonomy places the organism in Eukaryota, Fungi, Ascomycota, Sordariomycetes, Hypocreales, Clavicipitaceae. The transcript has 2 exons. The coding region runs from base 1 to 444 and encodes 147 amino acids.